AAACAGCAUGAAAAACUUAAAUUUUAAUGAAAUAAAUGGCACUACAAUAAUUAAUUUAAUUUAAUUAGAAGUAUAGCUCUGUAAAAAAACUGGUGAACGGCUUUGUCUUGUGCCAGCCGCUCGUUUAUGUGUUCCAUCCUUGUCUAGGGGAGUGCUAACUUGCUCUCCUUCCAAACAACACGCUAAUAUUCGACGGGCAAUGCGUUUAUAUACGGCCAUACCGGAGAAAAAAGACUUGGGAAUUAUAAGCGCAAGUGCAUACAUUUUCUGCUGGAAGAACUCUAGUUCAAAUUUUUGUCUGGGGCUGCUAAUUGAAUACAUUUAGUAUGGAAAAUGUUCUUGGCUCACAAUCAAACAAAUCUUUUUUAAAGGAUUCCAGUUGUUAAUUGAAAGUUUUUUUGAUGGUUUUUGCUCGAAUAAUUAUAGCUUGUAUAUUUUAUGUGCAACUUAACAUUGACACUGAAAUUAAUUGCCUUGAUUGACUUCCCGUUUAGGGGACCUGCAACGUGACAUGACCGACAGACCUACCUCAUACAAGGGCCAUCAAUGAUUAACCAUUAACCAUAUGACCAGGUCUUAGUAUCCAAAAAUUAACCAAUCGAACCACGUAGCCCUAGUCCCAGCAUAUAAAUAGGCAAGUUUCCAGCACAAAAUUAUCAAAUCAUCGAAUAGUUGUUCAACAGUUUGGUUGUCUUCCAAAUCGAAAUCAUUACUAGAAGUACCAUGUGCAGUUACGCCAAGAAUGUAUGUUCCUUGCUGGUCCUGAUGCUGGCUCUUGGGAUGAUUGGAGCUCAGCCAGCUAGAUCAACCAAGCGGAUACAAAAACAGCAGGCGGCACCCUACCCAUCCGCCGACGAGCUCAAACCAGAGAUACCCUUCGAGGAGGGAGUGCCCGACCAGACCUAUGGAUCCCCGGAUCUAACUUAUGGCCCCCCACCAACCGACCAAGUGGAGCAGCUGCCCAGCGCUGAUGAGCCGCAGGACUUUACACCCGAUCCGGAUGCAGAAGAGGUGCAACCUAUCGACCAGGCACCGGCACGUCUCAGUAAGCAGCUCAGACGUCAGCCCCAGCUUCAGCGAUUGGUUUUACUCUCCGGGAGGCCCUUGAGACUGGUUAACCCACAAACAGUGGCUGUUCGCGUUCCUGUACUGUGGUAGAGAUAUGAAAGAACAGUCGUGAUA
Drosophila miranda is the source of this 1182-nucleotide messenger RNA. RefSeq lists its product as uncharacterized. The coding region runs from base 724 to 1158 and encodes 144 amino acids. The record is from RefSeq and is a predicted model, not a curated record. NCBI's taxonomy places the organism in Eukaryota, Metazoa, Arthropoda, Insecta, Diptera, Drosophilidae. The transcript has a single exon.